GAGCCACUAUUCUGCGCCCCGGGUCACCGAAAUCCCUCUGAUAAACACACCGCUUGCCGCUCCCCUCGUUUCAAUCUCGAUCGAAGUUGGACACUGUGUAUACUGCAUGGAUAGUGUCUGCGUUGGCAAAGAGAAGCCCUUUGACGAUUUUGUACAAAGGAAGGGGAGGAAACACCAAGACAUAGGGGCAUUUCGACUGACCGCUGUGUGCACAGAGUGAUUGGCGUCGAAUGUUGACCCAUUCAGAAUCGGACAGAUACAUGCAAGGAAAAAGCGGUGAUUUCGAGAUAUGGCGGCUCCGCUCGAUGAGUCGCAGCCCCAGGGCAAUGCCGCAACAAUAAGAUACACAAUCGGUGCACCACGCCCACAGAACGAAGCAUCACAUCAGCAUACACCCUCAAACGGAAAUAACCAAUUCAACGCAUACGGACACCCACCGAAUUCCUCAAAUGGUAAUCCUAACGAUGCACAAUACGAUAGCGAUGCCAGAUAUUCCAGCGACAGUCGCACUGGCAGAAAAAGAUCCUUAGGCGGGCCUGGCGGUAAUGAGAGGAGCAGAUCAAGAACAAAUGGCAGUACUGGCAGAUCACCUGGGUCGUCGAUGCGGACAUGCAAAAAAUGCGGCGAGCCGUUGACAGGUCAAUUUGUGCGCGCUCUAGGUGGCACAUUUCACCUCGACUGCUUCAAGUGCGCCGACUGCGGACAGAUUGUCGCCUCGAAGUUCUUCCCUGUCGAUGCUGAGGAUGGUUCCGGACAAUUUCCUCUUUGCGAAACGGACUAUUUUCGGCGGUUAGACCUGCUCUGCUUCGAAUGUGGAGGCGCUCUUCGUGGCUCCUAUAUCACUGCGCUUGACCGCAAAUACCAUAUCGAGCAUUUUACCUGCUCUGUAUGUCCAACAGUCUUUGGUGCACAAGACAGUUACUACGAACACGACGGCAAAGUUUACUGUCACUACCAUUACUCCACACAGUUCGCCCAACGAUGUAAUGGCUGUCAAACCGCUAUCCUCAAACAAUUCGUUGAGAUUUUUCGGAAUGGACAAAAUCAGCACUGGCAUCCGGAAUGUUACAUGAUUCACAAGUUUUGGAACGUGCGGCUAGCACAAUCCGGAUCCAUUUCAGCAGGGAAAGACAUCAAUGCCCCGGUCACCGAGGAUGAGAGAGAGUUAGUCAAGGAAGACGAAGAGAAGAUGGAGGACAAAGUCUACCGCAUUUGGAGUACCCUGUCAACUUUCGAAGAAUCGUCCGCUUCUUGCAUCUCAGAUAUGCUUCUCCAUGUCAGCAAUGGUGUCUAUGUUGAUGGAGUGAUAGUGGCGCGCAAGUUCAUCUGGCAUGUUGACAUCUUGUUUGGAGCAAUCGAUACACUUGCAGCUCUGGUGGCAGCCGCAGGAUUGCGAGAACUUGGCUACGGCAGGGAAGCCAAACUACUCUGCAAGAAGGUGGUCGCUUUCUUCACGCUCCUCUCCAAGACUCAGGAGACAGGUGUACGCAAGCUGGGAGUCACUCAGGAACUUUUGUCUCUCGUCACUGGCUUGGCCCACUACCUGAAGCUUCUCAUCCGAAUCGGGCUCCAAGGAGCAUUGAAGCUGGAACGGGAGCGAGGCACUCCAGAAGGUCUCCAUGCCUUCCUGGGCGAGCUUGCAGAUCUCGAGACAAUCAAAGAGCAGGAGAUGAAGUCAUUGGACCUAGCAGAAAGUGUGGCAGGCCUUGCAAGCCAAGAAUCCGACUGUUGCUCAGGGUGCUUGGAACCAAUCGACGACGAGUGUGUCAUGAUCUACGGCCGGCGUUGGCACGCAAAGCCACCACACCUUAUCUGCAGUGUAUGUCAACGCGACCUGACCAACGACCUUGCAAAUGCAGUCUACAGCGAAAGAGAGGAAAAAGUGUACUGCACGGAUCAUUCGAGACGGGUUCAGGAUACAGUCUCGGGAUUCUCGAAUGUCACCAAACUACAACAAUAUGUCUUUUUGUUGCGGGUAGCUUUAGCAAGGCUGCUGGAAGUGCUCAAGUCUGGCGGCACUUUGCCACACACUUCUGAUGACCCCAAUCUCAGCCCUUACAACACAACGGAGGGUCAUCAUGUAUCGCCGACUGGUGAACAACUCAAUCCACAUCAGAAGAUGGGAUCCCGUUCCCGUUCCUACGCCGGGGUAUCAAGAUCAAGUCAGCCAGAGUCCUCUUUGGAACAGACCGUCGGUGAAAUGAAGAGAUUGCGCUCCACUCGAAAUGAACGCACGCUUUCCACAACUUUCCGAAAGGCGCGCGAGUCGAAAAUUCUCUAUGGACCAACCGGGAUACGUCCGGGCUCCGAAGGCGGGGACAGCCAGGAUGGAAGAAACCGUGGCGGAUUCCAGAUAGUCGAAGAGCGUGACCUUGAUGGCAGGAUGCGACCUGAAUUAACCUUUGGAAACCAAGACGGUUUGACGCUGGACGACAUUCCGAGAAUUGUGGCUGCUGAGCAAGCAAAAGAGCAAAGACCUAAUGCAUUUCGCCAUGCAGGCACGAAUCUCAUUGGACACCGCGGCAACGAACCGAGACUGAUCAAUGGCCAUCAAAGAGCCGCGUCUGCCGGCAACGACUUGUUGGCGGGUGAGCCUAACCCCCUGCGUACCAAACGAUACUUUUCGGAAUUAUCUGCUCUUGAAUACUUCAUUGUGCGGCAUGUAGCCGUUCUUUCAAUGCAGCCACUUUUGGAUGAGGAAUACACCUUGGAAGAUUUGUUGGGUUUGAUCGAAACAAGAAAGCAGACUUUCUGGGGCAAGGUCAGCCGUGCGCUCCGGAAUGACGGCAAAGCAAAGAAAAAAGGUAUCUUUGGUGUCCCUUUGGAAACACUUGUCGAGCGCGAAGGCGCCGAAUCUACCAAUGGAGUCGGUCCUGGUGCCCUCAGCGUCCCUGCCAUCGUUGAUGAUUGCGUUUCUGCCAUGAAGCAGAUGGACAUGUCAGUUGAAGGUGUGUUCCGAAAGAAUGGUAACAUCAAGCGGCUCAAGGAGGCCUCUGAAGCCAUCGAUUCGAACGCAACACCAGACCUCAAUCGCGAAAACCCUGUUCAAGUUGCCGCUUUGCUCAAGAAAUUCCUCAGAGAGAUGCCUGAGCCUUUGCUUACAUUCAAGUUGCACAAGCUCUGGAUCACGUCGCAAAAGAUCGCAGAUGAAGAGUGCCGGAGGAGAAUACUGCACUUGACCUGUUGUCUAAUGCCGAAGAGCCAUCGUGAUACUAUGGAGGUCUUGUUCUCUUUCUUAAAGUGGACAGCUUCAUUUUCACAAGUGGAUGAAGAAUCCGGCAGUAAGAUGGACAUCCACAAUCUGGCCACGGUAGUUGCGCCAAACAUUCUGUAUGCCAAAGAAAAAGCACCAAACGCAAGACAGCCAGCCGUCCCACAAGUUGACGACAGCUUCCUCGCUAUCGAAGCCGUCAAUACCUUGAUCGAAUACAAUGACUACUUUUGCCAGGUGCCGGAAGAUCUACAGUCUAUAUUGACCGAUAGCAGCCUUCAUGUUGGACCUGUAGAAAUCACCACCAAGGAGAUUCUAUCGAGGUAUGGCCACAUCGCAAAAGGUCAAGUCGUGAGGCAGACAGUCCAGGCCCCCGACGGCCCAGCUCGGAGUCCAGCUUCUGCAACAAACUCGUUCGGCCCUGUCGCUACCCGCGUGGACGUCGACCCGUCUCAAACCACGGCAUGGCAGAAGCAGAGUUCUGUGCGGCCUGUGCAGAACAUGGCAUCAGCUACAUCUGGCCCCAAUCAUGAUUUCAAUUUUAGCGCACCCAACAGCCCUUACGCAAGGGAACGAGCUGGCAGCUCAGGCAGCGCCGGCAGUCACGUGGGAGGCUCCGGAAGGCACAGCUUCCAACCAAAGCCUGGUACAAUGGGCGUCCCGGGUUGAAAAAACACUUUCUCACCAAAACAACCUCCAGCAUGUUAUGGCGUUCUUGUCUUGUUGGUCUAUGAUGGUGACUGUCCCGGAGCAUUAGGGCCGGUAUGGUACGCGCUGGCCGAGGAAGAACGGGACCAUCGAAUGGUCCA
Molecule: messenger RNA, 4020 nt
Organism: Exophiala viscosa
Lineage: Eukaryota; Fungi; Ascomycota; Eurotiomycetes; Chaetothyriales; Herpotrichiellaceae
Product: paxillin
Exons: 2
Coding region: 290-3880 (1196 amino acids)
Biological process (GO): signal transduction
Source: RefSeq, a predicted model, not a curated record